This is a messenger RNA of Amphimedon queenslandica, 1832 nucleotides long. RefSeq lists its product as uncharacterized. NCBI's taxonomy places the organism in Eukaryota, Metazoa, Porifera, Demospongiae, Haplosclerida, Niphatidae. The transcript is spliced from 5 exons. The record is from RefSeq and is a predicted model, not a curated record. The coding region runs from base 654 to 1676 and encodes 340 amino acids.
UACAUAAUAUUCAUCAUUAAGUAAAUGUACACACAGCAUAUCCAUGCACAUUUACAUCAUCAAAAUUAUAGAGUAAGUUUAUCUUUCAUAACACUAUCUGUACAUGUGGAUGACAAAAUAACAAAAGCUAUCAUGUGAUGCUGCUACACCCACAAUGGAGAAUAACUCCAAAAAAAGUUUUCUAAGUAACCCUGAAAUGGAAGAAAUUGAGGAUCUACCAGAAAUAGAUCUGGUAGAUAAACUAAAGGCAAAAAGGAGAAGAUAUCUAUUCAAAUUAAAAACAUGUACAAGUAGGAACAAAUCAUUAAUAACUUUCACUAUGAUAAUUGUUUGGAUACUAUCAGUUCUUCUCGCAGUCAUAAUUUCGCUCACAUUAGAGAGGGAAUACAUUGACAACUCUCCAAACAAAGUUACCCCAGUGGAAGGAACACAAGGAGUAUCGACCGAAUCAAGUGUCUUUACUUAUGCUGUAUCAUACAGUGCUAACAAGACACAGUCAGUUACUUUGGAGUUAUUGACACAAAACAGCAAAGUAUGGGCCAUUGAGGGAGACUGCAUCGUGAUUGAUACAGAGCCUAUUGUGACGUACAAUCAGACUCUGGCAAACUCGGAAGUACGAAGGUUUGAAGCGGCUUUCUACAAAGAGGGCAUGCAUGUACCAUUAUUUGCCUUGGCCAAAUAGCUCUCUACUUUACACCAUUACAGCUGUCUCUACAGCUGAAAACAAAAAUGGAUGCGUCUUUCUCUAUUUCUUUAAUACGAAAGAAGCUCUUGAAGAAUUCUUACAAAAUGAUAACUCUGACAACUUAAUGAAUAUUCAAGGUUAUUAUAACAAUUCUGAUGAAUGCAUUGAGACAGAUGGUAUACCACAUGAUGCGUUCUUCUCAAUAAACGUCACUGGAGAAACUUUUGUCGGUAUAGCAGUGAAUGUGAGCGCUAAUAUAACGUACACUCUCAAAGGAACAAUAGUCGAGUAUAAUACCUCGAACUGUACACAAGGUGACACUUACAAUUUAACAUAUAACACGCCAUUAAAAAUCGACAUAUGCAAGAGUAGUUUCUGUGCCUUUCAAUCAAAUGAGACGACCAUUGUCAUAGACUCGGAGGAACAAGGAGUGCUUAUUCACUGGGAUCCAAAACCACUGGAACUCACUUUAGCUGUUUGGAUCAUCAUAUUUACAAUGGUAGGACUGGCAAUAUUAACCUGUUCCGUUUUCUCCCUUUAUUUUGUUGUGAAAUGCUUGCGCAAAAUACCAAAGAAAUGCAAGAAAAAAAGAGGGAAGGACCUACAUGUAUUAAAGGAUGAAACUGAAGAAAUCAUAAAAGUUUUGUAUAAAGUGUUGGAGUCUUGUUAUGAUAAUAUGAGCACUCUUUUCACAAAAGAUAUAAAUAAAAUAGCAGAAAAAAUGUUUGAGAAUGGCAUCAUAACAAUAUAUUUGCGUGACGAUCCAACAUAUGAUGCUAUCAUUCAGUCUUUUGUAGGAAGACUGAACAUGAUGAAAGAUAUAGUAGACCUUAAGGAUCAUUGCAGUAGAUUUAUUAAAAGUAUAGACGACAUGGAAGAAACCAAUGGCAACUGGAAAAAACUAGCCAAGGCUGUUAAAAACAGGUGGAAAGUUGCAAUCAACAAAAAGCUGGACAUUGACUUUAAUGUAGAUGUGAAAGAAACAAAUUAAACUAAUGUAGGCUAUUUUGAUCUAAUCAUUUUACUAUUUUUGUGCUGCUAAAGCUGAUUCUAUGCUGAAUGUACAAUUGUAAUUGUUGCAUAGUACAUGUGAGUCUUAUUGAUAGUUCAUCGAACUAUCAACUUUAGUGCUUAUGCUCUUAAAAUA